This is a messenger RNA of Pseudogymnoascus verrucosus, 1003 nucleotides long. RefSeq lists its product as uncharacterized. Lineage: Eukaryota; Fungi; Ascomycota; Leotiomycetes; Thelebolales; Thelebolaceae. Gene Ontology annotation, biological process: coenzyme A biosynthetic process. Gene Ontology annotation, molecular function: ATP binding; dephospho-CoA kinase activity. The transcript has a single exon. The record is from RefSeq and is a predicted model, not a curated record. The coding region runs from base 47 to 850 and encodes 267 amino acids.
CCCAUUUAAACACCAAACUACAAUCCACCCUCAUUUAUAGCUUGAGAUGUUGCUUCUCGGUUUAACAGGCUCGAUCGCAACGGGCAAGUCCACGGUGUCCAAUAUCCUUCGUGCACCACCAUACUCAAUCCCUAUUAUUGAUGCCGACGUCAUUGCCCGUGAAGUCGUUGAGCCUGGCACCUCGGCCUACGACAAGAUUGUCGGCUAUUUCGGCGCAACCACGCCUGACCUUCUUCUCCCCAAAACCGACGAUGGCAAAGGGCGGCCAUUGAACCGUCCUGCGCUGGGGCGCCGAGUCUUUGGGGAUACUGACGAGCGGAAGAAGGAUCGGGCUGUACUGAACGGGAUCGUGCAUCCUGCCGUCCGUAUGGAAAUGUACCGGCAGCUGCUGAGGUGUUAUCUGAGAGGCUGCUGGGCGGUCGUCCUGGAUGUGCCGCUGCUGUUUGAGAGCGGGCUGGACACGCUUUGCGGUACCGUCAUGGUUGUUGCGGUGGGGGAUCCGGCAAUACAGAUGAGGAGGCUUCGAGACCGGGAUGCGCACUUAACGGCCGAGGAUGCAGAGAACAGGGUGCUAAGCCAGGGCGAUAUCAGAGAGAAGGCGAAGAGAUGCGAGGCAAGAGGCGAUGGCAGGGGGGUCGUGGUGUGGAAUGACGGUGGCAGAGAAGAGCUCAAGAAGGAGAUUGAAAGAGUCAUGUCAACCAUCAUGAAAGGGAGCCCGAAGUGGUGGGCUUGGCUUCUGCUACUGGUGCCUCCGCUGGCGGGUUGGGCUGGGCUGUGGACAUAUUACCGGAAUAUGAAGGUCAACAAGGACUGGAGACAGGCUGAGCUGGAGAGCAAAGCAAAGUUAUAAUCGUAUGUGGCGCUUCUUUUACAAACAUAUCUGGUUUCGGAUUUAUCUUCUGUAAUAUUCUCUUCGAAUGGUUUCAUGCGACCAAAGGCCCAUUUUGUUUCCUCCCUCUACAUUGUACGCGAAGGAUAUCAUAUCAUAUGUGAAAUACAAGAC